This is a messenger RNA of Capsicum annuum, 1488 nucleotides long. Its product is annotated as potassium transporter 5-like. NCBI's taxonomy places the organism in Eukaryota, Viridiplantae, Streptophyta, Magnoliopsida, Solanales, Solanaceae. Gene Ontology annotation, molecular function: potassium ion transmembrane transporter activity. Gene Ontology annotation, biological process: potassium ion transmembrane transport. The transcript is spliced from 8 exons. The record is from RefSeq and is a predicted model, not a curated record. The coding region runs from base 1 to 1488 and encodes 495 amino acids. Gene Ontology annotation, cellular component: membrane.
AUGACGAGCUUGUGUUGCCUUGACUUUGCACCACUUGGCACCACAGCAUUAGAAUGGUCAGUGAUACUAAAAUUGGCGUUUCAAAGCGUAGGAGUGGUGUAUGGAGAUAUUGGAACAUCACCAUUAUUCGUGUUUUCAACCAUUUUUUCAGAUGAUAUAAAAGUAGAAGAAGAUAUACUGGGUGCAUUAUCUCUCAUAUUUUACUCUAUCACCUUGAUUCCUCUCAUCAAAUAUAUAUUCAUUGUUCUCCAAGCUAAUGACAAGGGAGAUGGAGGAACCUUUGCAAUAUAUUCAUUGAUAUGUCGAUAUGCAAAGGUGGAAUUAAUUCCAAGUCAACAAGCAGAAGACAAAGAUGUGUCAACUCUCCAACUUGAUUCGACAGAUAGACGCACACGUCGAGCUUUAAAACUCAAAUCCAUGUCAGAAAACAGCAAUUUUGCAAAGUUUUUAAUUCUAAUUACCACAAUGCUUUGUACUUCCAUGGUUAUUGGGGAUGGAGUCCUCACUCCCUGCAUUUCAGUUGUGUCUGCCUUUGAUGGAAUCAAACUAGCAGCUCCCUCGGUCAUGACCGAAGGAGUACGUGUUUGGAUUUCAAUAGCUAUCUUGACAUUGUUGUUUAUGGUUCAAAGAUUUGGAACUGAUAAAGUUGGCAGUUCUUUUGCUUAUGUACUUUGUGUGUGGUUCAAUUCUAUUGCUGGUAUUGGCAUUUACAACAUCGCCAAGUAUGAUCCAACUGUUUUCAAAGCUCUUAAUCCCAAGUACAUCAUAGAAUACUUCAAGAGAAACAAAAAGAAUGCUUGGAUUUCUAUUGGCGGAGUUGUUAUGUGCAUAACAGGAGCUGAAGCACUAUUUGCAGAUGUUGGUCAUUUUAGCAUUCUAUCCGUACAAAUAAGUAUGUGUUUUGUGACAUACCCAGCGCUCAUAGUAGCAUAUCUCGGUCAGGGUGCCUUUUUAAGAAACCACAUUGAUGAUGUUGCUGAUACUUUCUACAAGUCCAUACCUCAUAAUUUAUAUUGGCCAGUAUUUGUUAUGGCAGUGUUAGUGAACAUCAUUUCAAGCCAAGACUUGAUUUCUGGGACUUUCACGAUAAAUCAACAAUCUCUGGCGUUAGGAUGCUUCCCUCGUGUUAAAAUUUUGCAUAUGUCAACCAAACAUCAUGGACAAAUCUACAUUUCUAAAAUCAAUAACCUUCUCAUGUUGGCUUGUGUACUCAUCACUUUUGGAUUCAGGACUACUGAAAAACUUAGCAACGCGUAUGGAAUAGCUGUGAUGUUUGUGAUGGUACUGACAACGUGCUUCCUCGUGCUGGUUAUGAUCAUGAUUUGGAAAACUAACAUUUUUUUGGUAAUCGUUUAUGAUCUAAUCAUUGGCACGGUUGAGCUUGUGUUCCUAAGCGCGGCCCUUUACAAGUUCAAUGAAGGUGGCUACGUGUCACUGGUUUUUGCCGCGUUCCUGAUGUUUAUCAUGUACGUAUGGAAUUAUGUUUAA